AUGAUUAAACAACAGCAACCACAACAACUUAAGGCACAAAGCACUCAGGUCCUUCAGACCAUUACAUACGCCAUAUAUGCAUAUAAUUCGAAGACGGCAGAACAAACGCAAAGGUUGAAAUAUGGAGAUUUGGAGAUAGUAUUGAAAAAUGACCAUUUCGAAUUCGUUUGCAAAGGUGGUGCAGUGAUAUCAAAUAUAAAAGAAAUUUUAUUUCUGAAUUCAAAAAUUAAAGGAAUAACGGAUGAUAUAACAUCAAUUCCACCAGAAGAACAGAGAUAUUACGCAUUAAAUGCAUUUCCUAAAGUUUUGA
Trichomonas vaginalis G3 is the source of this 310-nucleotide messenger RNA. RefSeq lists its product as uncharacterized. The transcript has a single exon. The annotation marks the transcript as partial. Lineage: Eukaryota; Parabasalia; Trichomonadida; Trichomonadidae. The record is from RefSeq and is a predicted model, not a curated record.